This is a messenger RNA of Somion occarium, 1236 nucleotides long. NCBI's taxonomy places the organism in Eukaryota, Fungi, Basidiomycota, Agaricomycetes, Polyporales, Cerrenaceae. The record is from the annotation of a GenBank genome assembly.
CGAAGUUGGAAAAAGUCUCCUUGCCGCCGUCAUGGGAGCUUGGUUGUGGGACUGGAUGAUGAGCGUGGUCGAUGAAAUACGCAUGCUGAGAAAAGGCAGACUAGCCUUUCCAGAUGUUGUAUACGUGGUGUCUCGGAUUUCAUCUGGCGUUUUAGUCACCGCAUCGUUCUUCUUCGCUGCUUCGCCUAUUCGUGAUUGUCAGACCAUGCUCACGGUGUCUGGCUGGUUUGGAGCAAUUGCAAUACCUUCCAAUGCUCUUCUCUUCUUCCUCAGGGCCAAAGGCGUUUUCUACCAUUCCCGAGUCUUUUCUGCCAUACUUUUCGUGCUCUGGAUGUCAACCCUCACGUCAUUCAUCACACCGUUGCGUGCCACCGCCGUGCACAUCGAUCCAACGCUGUAUUGCAUUGUCACUGGUUUCGACAAGAAGAUAACGAUUGGUUUCCUCGCUGUGGGGAUAUUUGAUACCAUAGUAUUCAUCUCUAUCUCUAUCAACCUCUCAUCGUACAGCUCAGCGGAGACAUGGAAGGGACGAAUGUUCACGUUAUUUAGUGGGAAGAACAUGGGACACUUGUCAAGGGCACUUCUACAAAGUGGACAAGCAUACUAUCUGGCUACCGUUGGCCUAAACAUCUUCGCAAUAAUACUCCUGCACACUUCCCAGGUGUCACCCACGUACCGCGCACUGGCCAGCGUGCCAAAUAUUGCGUUGCAGAAUGCCAUGGCAUGCAGGGUAUUCCGCUUGUUGAAGCUUGGAGUUAUUCCGGACCCCUCUUCAUUCCCUGAAGUUAUAUCGCAGAGCGUCCGCUUUGCUCCACAGUCAGGGACAUCUAGGAGCGUGUCGACCGGGCAGCAGCAGUCAAUGGAACAUGGUGCAGACGCAUUGAACAUUCGCAUGUCGUCGUCUUCUUCUUCCAAAGCCACAACACGGUCUGUACCGCGAUGUGUUCCAGACAACCAAAGCAUGGUCUGAACAUGCCAAACGGAUAAUUCCACGACCAUGAUAUCACUUCACACAUUCCUUUGACCCAGAUUUAUGAUUAGUUAUUGAGCACAAAGGACUCUAGCCUGCAUAUCUAAGCAACACUCAUAGAUAGUUGUUCAUCCACAAUCGUUCUUCCCAGUAUCGUGUAGUAAACCAUAUCAACACCUUACAUAUAUGCGGCGUGGUGUUACAAGUAUCCUCAAACGCGUUACCCCAGAGGAAAAGCGAGGAUUAGAAACGUCACAAGGCUUACU